AACCGCAGAAGUAGAGUUUCCUUAGUCGCUUUCGCAACCGUUCCUAGUCACCGGCCCAGAAAGUGUACCGUUCGCGGUAGUCCGUUGGUAUCGUGACCGUCGUCAACAUGGAGGAGCGGACCUUCCUCAGCUUAGACCUCAGCACCCAGCAGCUGAAAGGCGUCGUGGUGAGCGACAAACUCGAGAUCCUCAACAAGGCCAGCGUGAACUUCCACACUGACCUGCCGGAGUUCCGCACCCAUGGCGGCGUCAUCAUUGACAAGACCAACCCGCACUAUAUAACCGCGCCGUCCAUUAUGUGGGUGAAGGGCCUGGACAUGCUGCUGGAUCGGCUCACCAUGGAAGGUGUGGAUUUCUCGAAGAUAGCCAGCGUUUCUGGGAGCGCUCAGCAACAUGGUUCGGUGUACUGGGUUAGAGGGAUAAACAACACCUUGGGUAACCUAGAUUCGAAAGAAUUCCUGCACGUUCAACUGGCCACCAGCUUCGCUUUAUCUAAUAGUCCUGUAUGGAUGGAUUCCACAACUACUGAACAAUGCAGAGAACUAGAGAAGGCUGUAGGAGGACCUACGAAACUAGCAGAAAUUACAGGGUCAAGAGCUUAUGAGAGAUUCACUGGCUCGCAGAUUGCCAAAAUAUACCAUAAUAAACCGGAUACCUACAAUAGAACUGAAAGGAUAUCCCUUGUUAGCAGCUUCCUCUGCUCAUUAUUUUUGGGCAAGAUAGCCCCCAUAGACAUUUCGGAUGGCUCAGGAAUGAAUCUGAUGGACAUCCACACAAAAGAAUGGAACCAAACCCUUCUAGAUGCCUGUGGGCCAGACCUAGCUGAAAAACUGGGACAUCCUGUGCCUUCAAAUACUAACUUAGGGCCUAUAUCGAACUACUUUGUAGAAAGAUACGACUUUAAGCCUGACUGUAAGGUCAUCGCGUGUACUGGCGAUAACCCAGCAUCUCUAAUGGGCAUGAGACUGGAUAAAGAUUGGAUAGCCGUAAGUUUGGGGACAAGCGAUACUGUCUUUCUAUGGCUUUCGGAACCAACAGUGGUGUUAAACGGACAUGUUCUGUGCAAUCCUAUAGAUAAGGAUGCUUAUAUGGCAUUACUAUGUUUUAAAAACGGAUCCAUGACGAGAGAAAGAAUACGAAACAACUGCUGUGAAGGCUCCUGGGACACUUUCAAUCACCUUCUGGACAGCACGCCUAGAGGAAAUUUCGGCCACAUAGGACUGUAUUUUGACACUCAAGAGAUCCUCCCGUUCCUACGAGGCGACUACCGAUUUAACAAGACGGGACCUGUGAAUAAAUUUACCAGUUUGGAGGUAGAGGUGAGGGCAGUCAUCGAAGGGCAGUUCAUUGCAAAGAGGGCAUAUGCGGAAGAUUUUGGGUUCAAAUUCGAUAAAGAUACGAAAAUUCUAGCAACAGGAGGCGCGUCUGUAAAUAAAUCCAUUUUGCAAGUGCUAUCGGAUGUGUUCAAUGCACCUGUUUUUGUACAAGAAGCCGCAGAUUCUGCCAUGUUGGGGGCCGCAUACCAAGCGAAAUAUGGACUUGUAGGUGGCAGUUAUAACGCAUUAUUAUCAUCUCUGCCAGACCCUGAACUAGCAUGCCAGCCAUACAGUGAUGCAGCCGAGGUGUAUGGGCCCAUGGUAAAUCGAUACAGGAGUAUUAUCAAAGAACUUGUUAAAUGUUGUAAAUAAAUACUUUCUAAAAUCUA
Anoplophora glabripennis (Asian longhorned beetle) is the source of this 1705-nucleotide messenger RNA. RefSeq names its product xylulose kinase. The transcript is spliced from 10 exons. Bases 108 to 1688 code for a protein of 526 amino acids. Gene Ontology annotation, biological process: xylulose metabolic process; D-xylose metabolic process. Gene Ontology annotation, molecular function: D-xylulokinase activity. Lineage: Eukaryota; Metazoa; Arthropoda; Insecta; Coleoptera; Cerambycidae. The record is from RefSeq and is a predicted model, not a curated record. Gene Ontology annotation, cellular component: cytosol.